Erythranthe guttata (spotted monkey flower) is the source of this 3395-nucleotide messenger RNA. The record is from RefSeq and is a predicted model, not a curated record. Lineage: Eukaryota; Viridiplantae; Streptophyta; Magnoliopsida; Lamiales; Phrymaceae.
GUUCUUCUCCACGCCUACGCAUACAAUGUAUACAAUAUAAAAUUCUACCGUUUCAUUUCUUCUUAUAAUCUCUCUCUAUCUCUAAUCCCCUUUUCACAUUCCGUCUGGUUCUGUAUAUGCUGUUUGUGUAUCUCCGUUGAUCAUCCAUCGUGUUCUUUCCGAUCACCGAUUAAGAUAGGUAUUUCGAUGUAAUAAUAUAUUUUUUUACUACUGAACUUUCCUUAGCAUUAAAUUUGCAUUUUGCUUUAUAAAUCGCUCCUGAUUGAGGGGGGUUUGUUGAGCUAUGGAUUAAAUUUCGCAUUUAUAUGUAUUUUGUAUGAUCGAUGCAUUAUUUGUAUGGUUUUGGUGUGAAUUUGGGGAGAUUGUGCUUUCCGAGCUAUAUUUUCUUCAUAUGAAUUUGUAGAGUUUUGAUAUUUGAUUUUUAGUUAUUUCUUUCUGAUUUGAUUUUCCGUUUUUUUUUUCAAAUUUUUUCUUCGUGUAAGUUUAUUUUUUGUGCAUAUGGUGGAUAUAACUACUCAGUAUCAAUUUUGUUUUUGGCUUCGUUAUCGUUAUAAUAUUAAUUGGUUUAUCUGUUGCUAGAUACUCUUCCUGAUUUUCCCAGGAAAGUGGAUCAGGUAAAUAGUUACUGAAUAUGGUAAUACAUGGUGGUUUUUGGGGUUACAUAUCUUGUUGAGAUUGCUUGUUUUAUAAUAUCUUUUAGUAAUUAAUUUAUCUUGUUCGCUGUAGUCAUUGAUGAUUGUCUUUUGUUUUUUUUUUCUUUCUCAUUUAAACAUUUUUUGGGGAUUUUGUUAUGCAUCAUCAGAAAGACCCAGCCACUGCAAAAUAGCGUUAGUAUUUUAUCUCGAUCAUGUUCUCAGUGACAUAAUUAAAAAAAAAAAAAAAAAGAAAAAAGAAAAGAACUGACUAGGUUCAGUUCUCUUUAAACACCCUGUAUUUUCUAAUAUGUGAAUUUCUAACUUUCAUGUUUUAAUUAGUUUUCUUAGUGGCUAAAAAAUUGGGGUUUUAAAGAUUCAUGUUCAUGUGACAAUGUUACAUUGUCAUAGUAAAUCGUUAUUUGUUUACUCAAAGCUUAUGCUCUUUUACGUUAGAGGUUUACGUUUGUUCCGACCAGUCGGAAAGUGAAAAGGACGUCAAGCUACGCAAACGUUAGAAUGUCUCCCUGAGUGAUUAUUUAUGAUGCUUCAUCUGGCAUCAUUUUAUGGAUAGAGAGAAUAAUUUUCAGGAACUUUUAUGGUCCACCUCGAUCACUGACGAAAGGGAAUUGAAUUUGAAUUCUGGUUUCCCAUUCGAAUGAAUAAUAAAAUGACCUGCUGCAGUUACAGUAACUAACGAGUCAAGCCUUUGAGUUGGAGAAUGAAAGAAGAUAAUAUAGAACAUAAUAUUGCCAGACGUUAAGUCCUUAGCCCUGAGUGGAAUUUAUGUGUAACAGUUCAUCAUUCUGCUCCAAAAAAGGAACACAUUUUAAAUUGGUCUCAGUUAAUUCCAGGAUUGGCCUUGAUGAAAGUUACCAGCCAUAUUUUGGUAUUUAGGGGCCUUUCUGAUUUUCGUCUGCUUGAGAAAUUAGUACUUGCACAGGUCAACCAGCUAUGAGGCAUAGACACAUGUUCAACACACCUCAGAUUCCCGAGCCUGAUGGUGAUCAGGGAUGGAAUCGUGGACAUCAACCUUACAUGCCCAUGGCAAGAGCUGGUGCUACUGGAAGCAGUUCUCUUGUUCAUCCUGUGGAAAAUAUGACCAACCACAGUGGACCCUUUCCUUCUCCAUUGUACCCUGCUACUGGGUCAAAUGGAUACUCUUCAGCCAUGCUUAACGCUGAAUUGCCACAUCAUCAACCACAGGCUCCAGGUCCAUCUCAUAAUCAUUUUCCGCACCAACCUCCUGCCAGAAAUUUCCACAUGGUCCCAGAUAAAUAUUUUCAUCACCCAUCUUCGUCCAGCCUCAGUGGGCAGAGAGUCCCUGGAGUAGAUGGCAGUUCUUACAAUCAGACAAUGAGCAGUGGCAGAGGAAUGUACAAGCGUAAAAGCCCUAGCAUGCCUCAGUUGUGUGACGGGGGUUAUACAAGCAGAUAUUAUGAUGUUGGAAGCUCGUCAAAUCCGCAUCUAGGAGCUGACCGAUCGCAAGAAAAGCAGAUAAAAGAAUUUUAUCAUACCCCUCGAGAGGAGUAUCCUCCUCGUUACAGAGUUGAUAAUCUCUCUAUUGGCGGUGAAGGUAUGCCGAGAAAUGUGAGAAGUAGAACUGGAGUUGAACUGGAACCCAAUAUACCUAGGACUCAUAGGCCAAGCAAUUCUUUCCAUCGUUGCUUUUCUAGUGGAUCGUCUGAUCCGUCAAAUUCAGUGGAUUUCUGGGGGCAGAGUUCAAAUGUACCAACAAUGGAAUGGAAUCGUCAUCUCGUACCACCUGCUAGUCAUGGGUUGGCUUGUCCUCCAGAUUCCAGUGUCUUCAAUCACGUUCCCAACACCCAAAACACAGUAAACAGUUAUGCUAAUGGUUCGGUAGAGAGUGGGAGUUAUAGCAAUAAUGCUACCUCAAAUAGGAACCCUGUCCCUCAAAAUGGUAACAGUAGCUUGAACCAACCUGUCAGAGGGAUUCAAAGUGGUUUUGACCAAAGAUCCAUCCCAGCUUUCAGAGCUUCAUCAAGCAACUUUCAUCAUGGGCAGGUAGGUCAUUCAGAUGAAGGGUCACAAAUGGUGGCAGGACGUUAUCCUUCCAGAUAUCCUAGGGCCCACUCUACCAUAAGAUUCCGUACCAGUGAAAGACAUGGGAGAACUGGGAUAUCAAGUGACAGAUAUAGACCAUUUACUGAGGAGGCAAGUCUCCGUCAUCAUAUGACACCAGAGGGUCUCAUGGUUGUGGACCAGUCAACAUUUUCUGGAUCGAGAACCCUUUUUGAUCAACACAUGGACAUGAGACUUGACAUCGACAAUAUGAGCUAUGAGGAGCUCCUUGUACUGGGAGAGAGAAUCGGAAGUGUCAGCACCGGCUUGUCUGAAGAUUUAAUUUCAAAAUGUCUGACCGAGUCCAUAUACUAUGUACCGGACCAACUUCAAGACCAUGGAAAAUGUGUCAUUUGUCUGGAUGAAUACAAAAACAUGGAUAAUGCUGGGGCUCUGAAAUGCGGGCAUGAUUUUCACGUGGGAUGCAUUAGAAAAUGGCUAUCGAUAAAGAAUUCAUGUCCGAUCUGCAAGGCAUCUGCUGUGGAUGACAGCGUCAAGGACAAGUCAUCUACUUGAAUUAGUCUCAACUUUUUAAUGGUUUUCGUUUCGAAAUAUUCCUUAAAAAUUGUCGAAGACGAUCGACUUUUGAAUGCAGAUAGAUAGAUGUUCUUACCAGUUACCAUGUAUAAUAGUACUCACUCACUACCUGUUGUCCUAAUGUUCAUUUCUUCAUUUUACAAA